Messenger RNA from Penicillium cinerascens, 1905 nucleotides. RefSeq names its product phosphatidylinositol-3-phosphate-binding ubiquitin-protein ligase. Lineage: Eukaryota; Fungi; Ascomycota; Eurotiomycetes; Eurotiales; Aspergillaceae. The record is from RefSeq and is a predicted model, not a curated record. Gene Ontology annotation, molecular function: metal ion binding. The transcript has 2 exons. Bases 1 to 1905 code for a protein of 634 amino acids.
AUGUCUGGCCCAAGCACCACAUCAUCAACACCUCCCUUGACAAGUCCUUUGUACGCAAGCGAGAGUGGCGAACCUCGAACAGUCGAGGACAACGAAAGGCUGAGCGCUGGACGCCAGGCCGGCGUUGAGAUCGGAGACGAGGGGUAUCACCGAAUAGAGCAAUCACCAGGCGCUUCGCAUCACCGCGGAAACGCACAGAGUACGGACGAAUACCCGGAACUUUCCAGACAAAUGAGCUCCCCGCACGUCACAUCAUCAAGGUCAGGCCUCACGCCGAUUGACCUCACGAGGCCGAUGCCUUCACACCCAGCAAGACACCGAAAGCGGCGGUUGACAAGCCUUGGGGAGCAUCCUCGUCUUCAACGCACUCGCUCCGGAGAAGCGCCUACCCGCGAAUCUCAUCCCCGAGCGGCAUUUCCUCAUCGAUCGGUGUCCAUGAUUGUCCCAUCGUCGAGAGCUGGCUCUUCCACGGCACCGGGGUUGUCAUACGCCACGGCCAUCGACAUAACGUCGUCUCCGCCUGGCCAUGACGAAGAGAAUUCACUACGCCGUGAUGACCAGGGUAGUCAUCAUCAUCAGCCAGCUGAGGGGACUCAAUAUGCUCUGCGGCAAACAGAUACCCUUCGUGAAGCUGGUUAUUUCGCAGGCUCAUCGGCAUCUUCAAGACGGGCCUCAGCACUGUCUAUCACGGCAAACCGCGAUAGGUCUGAUAGGCUUAGACAGAGUCAAGGGUCGUUCACAGAGCAAUGGCCGGAAACCUCUGCUAGGCAAGUCGGCCCUGUGAAUUCAUUAUCACCCUCACGAAUGGCUUCACAACAUGGGGAAGGGAGCACCGGCCAUCAAUAUUAUGGAAAUGUUGAAGCGGAGGCAGAGUUACCAAGGUGGCAGCCCGAUUCAGAAGUGACAGAAUGCCCAAUCUGCGGGACAGUGUUCAAACUUUGGUAUCGUAAACAUCAUUGUCGAAAGUGCGGCCGCGUGGUUUGUGCUUCGUGUUCGCCUCACCGAAUUACCAUCCCAAAGCAGUACAUUGUCCGUCCGCCUGGCUCCUCACAUCCUACAUCCCCACCAAUUCCUCUACCUCGUCAAGUCAUUGAUCUUACUGUAGAAGACCUCGUUUCUUCAUCAUUUAUCAAUCCUGCUCUGGGAGGUGGCGAAGAAGUUCGUCUUUGCAACCCCUGUGUCCCCGACCCAAAUCCCCAUCCUCUAAACUAUACGAGUGUACGGCCUCAUGGCCAUCGCCCUACCCAGUCACUAUCUUCCACCAUGCUUCCACCCACCUCCGCGCGUCGACCGUCUGCGAUCCGUCUGGACGAUACUCGUCAGGAGCGACGGCCGAUGGAAUCAUACCGUCGCCUCUCACUCCGUCAGGAAUCUGGUCAGGAAGGCCGCCACCCCUACAUUUAUGACCCGUCUGGUCGCUCCUAUGACGAGGGAAUUCGCCGAGGCACUCGUCGAUUCACUGGCCCUCCUGCACUGCAUUCAUCCGGUGCAGCCUGGCCUCCGCCGGCUCAAAAUGACUCUCGCAGCGCUCCCGUGUGUGAGCGCGACCUAUGCCCGAUCUGUAGUCUUCGUUUCCCUCCCCUCAGUGCCGAUGCGCCAGUUGAGUCUCGAGAAGCUCAUAUUGUGCACUGUAUCGAAAACCGUGUCGCGCCAGCCCAGCUGGAGUCCUCGACGACAGCUCCAUCUCCAGCAUCCGCGAUCGCACGCAUGGUCACAUUUAUGGCCACUGAGAAGGACUGUCUUAGUGGACCGAACGAAGCGGCAGAAUGCUCGAUUUGCAUGGAGGACUACGAGGUCGGCCAGGAUCUCGUCCGCCUUGAGUGCCUCUGCAAGUUCCAUAGAGAGUGCAUCGUGGACUGGUUCAAGCGGAAGCCGGAGUGCCCGUUGCACUGGGUGUCGUCGUAA